AUGCGUUACUUCCCAUUGACUCCACGCCUAAAGCGUAUGUACAACUCAAGAUACACUGCGCAAUAUAUGACCUGGCAUGCAACUGGACAAUGUACAGAAGAUGGUAAGAUGCGUCACCCGGUGGACGGUACAACAUGGAAAGACUUUGAUAUAAGGUAUCCAGAUUUUGCCAAUGAAUCUAGAAAUGUUAGAUUAGGGUUGGCUGCCGACGGUUUCAAUCCAUUUGGCAACAUGAGUGUCUCCUAUAGCAUGUGGCCGGUGAUAUUGACAACAUAUAAUACUCCCCCUUGGAUGUGCAUGAAAGAGUCUUCGUUCAUGCUCACUUUGUUAAUUCCUGGGCCUAAAUCACCUGGGCAGGACAUGGAUGUUUUUUUGAGGCCAUUAAUUGAAGAGUUGAAAAGUUUAUGGUCUCACGGAGUCAAAACAAACGAUGCCGCCACAAACACUUCUUUCACAAUGCGUGCUAUGCUUUUGUGGACCAUUAAUGAUUUCCCUACUCGUAGUAGUUUGUCGGGUUGGAGUGGCCAAGGGUACAUGGCAUGCCCUACAUGUAAUGUCGACACUCCAUCUACUCGUGUUAAGGGCAAAACAGCUUAUGUUGGUCAUAGAAUAUUCCUUCCAACAAAUCAUCGUUGGAGGAAUAACAAGAAUUUUGAUGGUAAGGUUGAAAAGAGAGAACCUCCAAAAAGAAAAACCAAUGCUGAAAUCUUAGAAGAAGUUAAUAACUUGCCAGUUCGUCCUUCGGGGAAACUUGCGGGUAGGAAGAGAAAACGUGAUCCAAAUGUUGAAUUCAAUUGGAGUAAGCGUUCUAUUUUCUUCGAGCUUGAAUAUUGGUCUUCACUUCAGCUAAAACACAACUUAGAUGUCAUGCAUAUCGAGAAAAAUGUUUGUGAGAGCUUGUUGAAUACUUUGUUGAUGCACAAGGAAAAAUCAAAAGACACUGACAAGGCACGGAGGGUGUUAGAAGAGUGGGGAAUCCGCCCUGAGUUGUGGCUCGUAGAUAAAGGUAAUGGUAAGUUUUUGAAGCCUCAUCCUAAGUACUCGUUUUCAAAUGACGACAGAACUCUCUUUUGUCAAUUCAUUAAGGGAGUUAAAUUACCUGAUAGCUUUGGCUCAAACUUUAAAAAUAAAGUAAUCGACAACGAUAGCAAAAUAGCAGGGUUGAAGUCUCAUGACCAUCAUAUAAUGAUGCAACGGUUGCUUCCGACCGGUGUUCGAGCGUACUUAGACUCUGACAUCUCUACCCCAAUAAUCGAGCUUUGCUACUUCUUUAAGCAACUUUGUGCUCGAACCUUGAUGGUAUCUGACAUGGAAAAAGCUAAAGAAAAGCUCAUCCAAAUUUUGUGUCAUUUCGAGCUAAUAUUUCCUCCGUCAUUUUUUGACAUAAUGAUUAAUCUGGUUAUGCAUUUGCCCGAAGAGGCCAUUCAAGGUGGGACUGUUUACAUGCGGUGGAUGUAUCCAUUUGAAAGAUACAUGAAAAAGUUGAAGAAUUAUGUCAGAAAUAAAGCGAGGCCUGAGGGUUCUAUUGUUGAGGGAUAUGUUGCAGACGAAGCCGCCACUUUUUGUUGA
This is a messenger RNA of Erigeron canadensis, 1569 nucleotides long. RefSeq lists its product as uncharacterized. NCBI's taxonomy places the organism in Eukaryota, Viridiplantae, Streptophyta, Magnoliopsida, Asterales, Asteraceae. Bases 1 to 1569 code for a protein of 522 amino acids. The transcript has a single exon. The record is from RefSeq and is a predicted model, not a curated record.